This is a messenger RNA of Alosa sapidissima (American shad), 3627 nucleotides long. It is a transcript of the gene pik3ap1, whose product is annotated as phosphoinositide-3-kinase adaptor protein 1. Gene Ontology annotation, molecular function: phosphatidylinositol 3-kinase regulatory subunit binding; signaling receptor binding. The transcript is spliced from 17 exons. Gene Ontology annotation, cellular component: cytosol. The coding region runs from base 238 to 2808 and encodes 856 amino acids. The record is from RefSeq and is a predicted model, not a curated record. NCBI's taxonomy places the organism in Eukaryota, Metazoa, Chordata, Actinopteri, Clupeiformes, Clupeidae.
GGAAGUGACGCUCACCGCACACUGCAUGAGGAAAUGAACUGCUGUUUUUACCACACUUGAACUGAACUAUAGAAUAGAGGGGCAGACAGCACUCAGUCUGAGAAAAAAGAUGUGCACGCCAACAGAUGCUCUGAAAGACUGGUUUGCUUCGGCAGAGCCCUGCUUUUGAUUAAGGAGCAGCACAGGUUACUCUCAGAUGCCAGGCCUUGCGAACUGACAUUAUCUGCAGCUUGCAAAAUGAGUGAGGUGGCUAUCCUAUACACCGGUGAAGCUGCUGAAUGGGCCAGUUAUCUGCAAAUCAUCUUUCAAACAUCGCGGCAAUUUCCUAAGAACUCUGUUGCCUUGCACCUAGUGGACAGUGAGACCCCUCUGGAGGACCUGGACACCAGAGCUCUCUCGGACGCCAAGUGCAUUUUACUUCUACUAUCCGCUGUCUUCCUGGACAUUCAGAGUGAGCCGGAGGUGUAUGAAACGUUCCAGAAGCUUCUGUGUCCUCCGCACACCGUGGUGGUGUUCCUGUGUGGAGUGACCGAGGAAGAUGUGAGCUCUGAUUACUUUGAACACUGGGACAGUUGGAACAAGCUCAACGCCGAUGACGAGCCAGCCGUGUAUGUCCACACUUUGCUGGAGGCCAUUGCCAAUGCUUCUAAAGAUACUGCACCAGAGCAGGAGACGGAGGACGAGUGGCCCGCUCCCCCACUGCCUGAAGAGGUGCUUCCUCCCCCUGAGAGUUCCGAGAACAUCGUCCCUCUCGCUGACCCCUCACCUAAGGCCACUGUGUGUGAAGAAGGAGGAGAGGAGGAUAUCGUUCUCUCGCCACUUGACAAGAGCCAAGACACCUGUCCCAUCCCCCAGGCCUGUGUCACCGUGCAGCCAGAGAAAAUACAGUGUGGGAAAAAUGUAACUGUUUACGUCAUCCUGCUGAAUAAAUUGGACGAUCAGGAAAAUGUUGAAAUGGAAUUUUCUGGUAAAGACAGCAGCAAACGUGUUCCUGGAAAUUUUGUGAAUGACUAUACCAUCAGUGGCCCGUCACCUGAUAUGCCAUCAGGAGAGGUGACUCUCACCCUGUACAGCCACAAUUUGCCAAUUUGCUCCAAACGCCUGACUUAUUACACACCGAUGGAUGAAAUAAACUACCAUCUUGACCAAUCAAUGGAUCCUAUACAGUUCAUGUGUCAGGCAUUUGAUAUCACAAAUAACGCCACAGAAUCACUGGAUUGUUUACUAACUGAAUCUCUCAAGUCACGAAUGCCUCCAAAUGGAUUCAAUGUGUUUGGAAUUUGUCAACUUGAGCAAGAAAAUCUCUCCGUUAAUCAGAGAGAUGAGGAGCUCCCAACGUUGCUUCACUUUGCAGCAAAAUAUGGACUCAAGAAACUGACAAUAGUUCUCCUGCAGUGUCCUGGUGCUUUGCAGGCAUAUAGUGUAGCAAACAAGCAUGGGGACUAUCCCAAUAACCUAGCAGGAAAGAAUGGCUUCUCUGCUCUACGACAGUUUAUGGACAACUAUGUUGAGUCAGCAGACAUGAUUAAAACUGACAUACAGGAUUCUCUGGCUGAGCCAAUAAACGAGGACGUGUACGAGCCCAUGACCCGGUCAUCUCAGGAGACACAGGACAACAUCCCUAAAUACUCACUCAAGGAGGAUAUCUAUGAGUCCAUGAGAGAGAUGGUCCCUGGAUAUGAAGACUUAUAUGAAGAUAUGGAGACUGCAUUAGGAGAAACACAUAACCAAGAAGAUACUAUGCUGAGAAAGUUUUUCGAAGCGCGAGCAGGGCAACCUGUUGGCCCUGAGACGAGCCACAUGUCUGAUAAGCACCAUCUACUAGAGGAGGAAGAGGAGGCUGACUUCUGCCAAGAGGGGGAGGAGGAGGACCCCUACAACCUCUGCGAAAAUGAGCAGAUCUACGACACAGUAGAUGACCAGUCAGUCAUUCCCCCCGAGAUCAUGAACCGGCCCCCAGCCCCAAUACCCAGGCCCUCGAGAACACUGGACAUGCAAGAGAACAUAACGUACAUCUCACGCGUGUUUCCUGAGAAAGAAACAACCUACUCCCAAUGCAAUCGCCAAGAUCGUGCGCCCACUCAAGUGCGGCCAGUGAGGGAUAGACUGCUAAGCAGUGCCCAUGACCCCUACGCUGGGAUGAAGACACCGGGCCAGAGGCAGCUCAUUGCCCUGCAGGAGAGAGUGAAGGUGGGGUCGCUGACUGUGGAAGAGGCCGUGCAGGAGUUUAAGGCCUGGAAGUUUGACCAGGACAAGCGAGGAAACUCCUUACGGUAUCAGCAGGAAAAUAUUCAGCGGUUGCGUGACAGCAUCACACGUCGGCAUAAAGAGAAAGGGAAGUCAUCAAUGGAAGAUCUGGACAUAACCCCGCCGAUGCAGAGGGACCUGCAGUGGCCCGGGAGCACGAGUGUCGAGUGUGCCGUUUACGAGCCCGGUCCGCGGACCACUGUUCUGCCCCCGCCGGUCAACAGGACUCUACAGAGGGGGACGUGGCAGACCGGCAGCACCUCCAGCAACUCCAGCAGCGAAAGCAACCGGCUGAGCACUCUGAGCAACAUCAGUUACAGCAGCGGAGCAGAAGGGGAAUUUGAGGAUGCUCCAGAUCUAGGCCCCCUGCCUCCACGACCCUCCCGGUAUGUCGACGACCCCCCAACGCUUCCACCUCCCAGAGUUCCCCCUCGCUUUCCAGAAAGGACUCCUGAGAGCAUGCUCAAUGAGCGCUACAUCCAGAGCCCAAGUCGCCUCCUCCCCCAGCUUCCUCCUCAGAGACCAAUUCCCCCUCCACCUGUACCACGAAGGCUGCGGUGAUCAACGCCUCUGUCUUUUCCACCUGUCGCGGCACAUUUUUCACUCUCAGGUAGAAAACCACUACCGCAUGUCAGGUAGUCGGUCGAUGGAGUGCUCACACAGACAUCUCUGACGUUAGGGCUUAAUCUCGGACAAAUGUGAGACUUUCCUACAGACCACUGUUGUGAAAGCCCGUCAUUUCCUCCCAAAGUUGUUAAAUGGCUUGUGGAAUAGACUGACAUAACUGGAGGUCUGCCUUGGACCAUUGUGGUUUGAAUUGUGGCUGGUCAAUGAGAAGUGCAUAUAAACUGUAGCCUAGUUAGAAUCAUUUUUCCUUCGGUCGUAGAUUUAAUAUUUUGGAUGCAUACAAAGAAGACUGAUUUUGUUUGCUCAUUAAUUUUCAGUCUUUCAGGAUGCAAGAUAUAGUAGGCCGUAUCAUUUGGUGAACUGAAAAGUUCUUAACUACUUCAGAACUUCUUGAUUAAGAGCAUGGUCUUUUUCCCCCCAUUAAGCACACGGUUAGUAUGCAGUACAUGGUAGCGUCAUGAUGGUUAUGUCUAAUAAUUCAGUAGACUAUUACAAACUGAAGUAUUAUAAUAAUACCAGUUGUGCUGACAGAAAAAGUUCAAACAUAUCAAUAUGUGUAAGUCUACAAUUUCUUCAACAAUGGAUUUAUUUAUUUCUCUGUACUUUACAUAAUUAUGACAGUAAGCUGUGUGUAUGUGAACAAAAGUAUGCAUGUUUUAGAGACAUUUUAUAGAUUAAUAUUACUGUAGGUGUUUUUAUGCAUUCCUUUGUGUUGAUUUUUGUUUUUGACCUAAUAAAGUGACAUUAUGACAA